AUGCCCACCCGCGCAGAAACCUGUUACUUCGGCGCCGGCCCGGCCGCCCUGCCAACUUCGGUCCUCGAAACCGCCUCGGCCUCGAUCCUCAACUUCGAGAACUCGGGCGUGGGCGUGAUCGAGCAAUCGCACCGCUCGGCCUCCUCGACCAACAUCAUCUCGACGGCGUGCGCGCACCUGGCCUCGCUGCUCAACGUCCCUCGAACCUACACGGUGCUGUGGAUGCAGGGCGGCGGCACGACGCAGUUCUCGGCCGUGGUGUACAACCUCGUCGGCUACUGGCUCGCCGGCGCAAAGGCCGAGUACCUCGUCACUGGCAGCUGGUCGAAGAAGGCGGCCGAGGAGGCCGCGAGGCUGCUCGGUGACGAGCAUGUCGCCAUCGCGACCGACUCCAGGAAGGCCAGAGAGAACAAAAAGUUCGGACACAUCGCCCCCGAGGGCAGCUGGACGCUGCAGGAGAUGGAGAAGAGCAUCUUCUCGUACUACUGCGACAACGAGACGGUCGACGGCGUGGAGUUCCCCGCGUUUCCCAAGGCGCUCGAGGGCCGCCUGGUGGCGUGCGAUAUGAGCUCCAACAUCCUCUCGCGCCGUGUGGACGUCGAGAAGUACGGCAUCAUCUUUGCCGGCGCCCAGAAGAAUGUUGGUGGUGCGGGAGUGACGCUGGUUGUGGUGCGCAACGAUAUCCUGCAGAAGCAGCCGAGCGUCGAUACCCUGCGGAAGCUGGGUAUGCAGAUCCCCCCCGUGAUGAUGCACUACCCCACGCUCACCACCGCCGGCUCGCUCUACAACACGCUGCCGAUCUUUGAGGUGUACAUCUGCCGCGAAGUGAUGGCGGGCAUCCUGGAGCGCGGCGGACUCGAGGCGCAGGAGAAUGCGAGCGCGGAGAAAGCGAACAUGCUCUACGACGCCCUCGAUCAGGGAGGCAUCUACCGUGUUGUUCCCGAGAAGACGGUGCGCAGCAGGAUGAACAUCUGCUUCCGUAUCGACGGCGGGGAGGAGGUCGAGAAGGCUUUCUUGAAGGGUGCCGAGGCGAAGGGCCUCACCGGGCUGAAGGGUCAUCGCAGUGUGGGUGGUCUCAGAAUCUCGAACUACAACUCGAUACCGAAGGAGGCGGCGGAGAAGUUGGUGGGGUACAUCAACGAGUUUGCGCAGGGACGGCAGUAG
Tricharina praecox is the source of this 1164-nucleotide messenger RNA. Its product is annotated as pyridoxal phosphate-dependent transferase. Gene Ontology annotation, biological process: L-serine biosynthetic process. NCBI's taxonomy places the organism in Eukaryota, Fungi, Ascomycota, Pezizomycetes, Pezizales, Pyronemataceae. Gene Ontology annotation, molecular function: O-phospho-L-serine:2-oxoglutarate transaminase activity; pyridoxal phosphate binding. Bases 1 to 1164 code for a protein of 387 amino acids. The record is from RefSeq and is a predicted model, not a curated record. The transcript has 2 exons. Gene Ontology annotation, cellular component: cytoplasm.